Cinara cedri is the source of this 6143-nucleotide messenger RNA. The record is from the annotation of a GenBank genome assembly. NCBI's taxonomy places the organism in Eukaryota, Metazoa, Arthropoda, Insecta, Hemiptera, Aphididae.
AUGAGUGUACCGGUAGCAAUUGGAUCUACGUUUUUUGGUUGUAUGAGUAAUGUUGUCUUUUUGGAACUUUUAGUCAAGUACGUACUUUGAAAUAUUAUAAUCAUCUACCUAUAAAACUUAUUUUUUAAACUAAUGGUUGUAUAAUUUUUAUAUUUUAGACAAGAUCCUGGGAUAGGUAAUUUAAUUACUUUUUCUCAAUUUUUUCUAAUUGCACUACAAGGAUUUAUAUUUACUGCAAAAUUUGGUACCAAAAAACCAAGUAUCAGUGUCAAGUAUGUUAUUAAUAAAAUAUUAUAUUAUAUUAUAACAACUUAUGAUUAGCAAGAGUAUAGGAAUUAACAAAAUUUUUAUAUUUAACUGAAUAACUGAACUAAAUAUUUUAUUAUAUUCAUUUAUCACUAAAUAUGAAAUAUUUAAGUACCAAGCAAUAAAUAAUGUAUUUACUAUAGAUAAUUAUUUUCUUUCAAAAAUAAUUAUUUUUAUUGAAUCUUUGGAUGGUGUAAUUUUGUAUGCAUUCAAAUUAUGUGUAUUAUCUAUUCUUGUUUCCAUAUAGGUACUACAUAUUAUAUGUGAACUAUUUUUUAUUUUGGAUAAUAUUCCAUUUGAAGCGUAUAAAAACGUACAGACAUGAAACAGUCUUUAUAUUAUAAUGGUAAUUUACAUGAUUGUAAAUUUAAUCUUUAAUUAAGUCUAAAUAAAUUAUAGAAAUUCUUGUUGAACAACUAGAACAUUUCCAAAAAUACAUUUAUGUUUAAAUUAUUUGUUAAAGUAUGUGAUUGUUGCAAAGAUUAAUGUAAAAAGUAAUGUAAUUUAAUUAUAUUAUAGAUUUAAUGUAAACAUUUGGAAAUUUGAUGGCUAUAUUACUAAACGGAAACAGCAUUUAUUCCUUUUAACAAUUUUAAAAUGUAAUUUCCCAAUAAUUUUAUUUUUUGAAAUUUGGCUAUUCUUGAACCAAACUACAGAAAUAUUUAUUUGACAUUUGUAAUGUUAUUAAUUAAUUUAUGUUUUAAAAAAUUGCAGAGGAUACAUGGUAUUGGUUGCAAUGUUUUUUGUAACUAAUGUUUUAAACAAUUAUGCAUUUGAUUUGAACAUUGCUAUGCCACUUCAUAUGAUCUUCAGAGCGGUAUGUUUAUUUUAAGCAUAGAAUAUAGACCAAUACAAUUUCUAUAAAAUUUCUAAAGUGUUAAAUAUAUUUUAUUUGAAACUACUAUAGUGUUGAAAAAUAUGUUAAUGCAGAAGUUUUAUUUAGAUGCAUGACACCGAAGCCAAUGAUAAACUAUUUUUGGGAUAAAAUUUCUUAUAAAUUGUACAUUUUUUUCCAAAAAUUAAAAUUAAUUUAAUACUUUUUUAAAUUUGUAUAAAUGUAACUUUUAUUUUUCACUAUUUUAUAAAUUUUUAUGAAACAUUAUAUUUAAAAAAAAAAUAAUAGUAAUGCAUAUUAUGAAAGAAUAUAAAAUAUGAAUAAAUAAAUAAAAAUAUUCUUAUGAGCGCAUACAAAUUUAAUUUGUUUAUCUGGCUAUGAUUAUGGAAUAUAUUUUAGAUCUGUAGUUUUUAUAAAACAUUACUUAUUUUAUUUUUGUUUUUAUGAGUAAAUCUAUUUAAUAUUAAAACGAAUAUAAAAACAUUUUUCUAAUAAAUAUAAAUUUAAAAAAAAAGAUUUUACAAUCCAAGUUCUGCUAAAAAAAAAAUAGUUAUUUGUAUAUCAUCAAAACUUGUAUUAACAUGUAUCAAAACUUUUACUUUUCAGGGCUCAUUAAUAGCAAAUAUGAUUAUGGGAAUAAUUAUUUUGAAAAAAAAGUACACGCUUGACAAAAUUAUUUCUGUGGGCAUGAUAACAGCUGGCAUUUCAAUAUGCACAAUUGUAUCAAGUCAAGAUGUUGUAAGUGAUUGUUCAUUAAUAAAAUUGUUACUUCAAUCUAAAAUAUACAUUUUUUAUAGAAAAAAACUGUUGUACACGGUGUUGUACAAAAUACAUCUGAAUUGGAAGAUUUCUUUUGGUGGUGCUUAGGUAUGAACUUUUGUAUUCAACUAAUCUAAAAAAAAUAAGCUAGAUUUAAUUCUUUGAAUGUAAACACAAUGGUUAAUUAUUUUGGUAUUGUUUUAAUGAUUAUAAAAUAUUAAUUGGAAAUCAUUUUUAAGGAAUUGCGUGUUUGACCAUUGCAUUAUUUAUUUCUGCACGUAUGGGUAUAUACCAAGAAACAUUAUACAAAGAACAUGGUAAACACCCACAAGAAGCGUUAUUUUAUACUGUAAGUAUAUAGGUAUUCUUAGUUAUAUUUUGAUAAAAUCGAUAUUAUUCAAACAAUAUUUACGAUAAAAACCAUUAUAAAUUAAUAUAUUUGUAAAUUUCAAAUUCAUAGUUUUAGAACAUUGAACUAUUUAUUGGAAAAUUUUAAUAUUUCAAUCUGUAUUUGUAUAUUUUAAUUUAAAUUCAAAUUAGUGGACAGAAAAUAGUAAUAUUGAAGAACUAAACUUGUAUGCUGUAUUAUACUUUUAUAAAUUUUGUGGAGUUGUAUUAGUAUUAUUUCGAACACUAAUAUUGUGUAAAUAUAUUAUUUUAGAUUCUGAGUGGAACGAAGAAGCUUAUGAUUGUAAAAAUGUGUUUAUUUUUUUUUCUAUAAACAACUUUUCUACCAGAGGAUUUGCUCUGAUUUUUUUGUGUAUCACCUUUUCUGAAAGGAAAUCUGUGUGAGGAGGUACUUUAAAGAGGUAAUUUUUCAAUUUUCUCUGGAAUUUUUCUCAACAAAUAUAAUAAACUGAAAAAUAUGGGAAAAACGAGAAAAUCAGUGUAUUAAAAUUUUUUAUUAAAGAUAAUAUAUAAUGCUUAUUUAAUUAUUUUUCUGUAAUAUGAUAUAUAUAUAUAUAUAUAUCUUGUUGAUAAAGCAUCACUAUCGACUGAACUCCACUCAGAAUCGUUUUUUCAUUUAGCAAUGUUUAAUCAUUGCUAACAGGUAUACAUUAAAUUAUCUAUAAUAGUGGCUGCACCCGUCCUCAUUAUCCUUAGACAUCUUUUUUUUUUGGAACUCUAUGAGGUCUAUCAGUGAUACUUAACUCAGAAAAAACAUUUCCGUACACAUAACACAUUUCAAUGUUGUACUUCUAUUGAUUACAGACAAUUAAUUUUCUUGUACAGACAUCAUCUAGAAUUUAUAACUUGUUAAUUACAGUGCUGUUUUAUAAAAUAAUUUUGUUUUAUUUUCUAGCAUUUAAUACCACUGCCAUGGUUCCUGUGUCUGUACUCCAAUCUUAAAGAACAUACACUAAUGGCUUUUGAAAGUGAACCACUUCUGUACAUUGGAUUUGGUUUACCAAGUACUAUUGUCUACCUUAUUGGUAAUGUUUUCACACAGUAUCCUUUGAUAAUUAAAUUUUUUUAAUUUAAAUAUUUGUAUAUAAUGACAAAUGAUAAUUUAAGCUACUUAUCUAAUGUGCUACUUACCAACAAUUUGAUAACCUAUGGUACAAUAUUUACAAAUAUUUGAAAACCUAUUGAACAAUUUCAAUAACUACAAUAAUUUGUAUAGACUUAAUGUGUGUAGUGUUAUAGUUGGAUUUUUAAAAAUUAUUGAGAAUACAUAUAUUUCUUUGAUUUUGCUGUCUACCGAGGCUUUUUACAGCUUCUAUUAAGUCCCUCCAUUUCUCCAUUUAUCAUGGCAUUUUUGAGUUUUACCGUUUCGUCUACCAUUUUAAUGUUUGUGCAUAAAUAAAUACGUUUUUUCCUUUGCAGCCUUAAACUUAACAAUUUUUUCAAUGAAAAAUAUGCAUAAUUCAUCAAGUUAAUCUUGACUUUAACUUCAUUGUACAUAUUUAUCUUAUUGUUCACUCCUAAGUAUUUUAAAUUAUCGACCUGUUUAAAUGUGUAUGGUCCGAUUAUUAAAUUUUUAAUGAGCAUGCCAUUCGCAUGUAUUAUGUUUUUGUUUUGUUGAUUAUGAGACCUAUAUAUUAUUUAUUUAUUGAUAUUUAUUUAUAUAUAUUACCACUGAAUUACAUGAUUGUAUUUGUGUUCAGGUCAAAAUACCGACAGUCACAUACAGUACAAUAUUAAAUGGUCCUUUCUUUGUAAUAUUUAUAUAUUUUUUAUAUGUAAAAUAUGCACUUUAUUUUUAAUGCUUUGGGUUAUUCAAUGUAUUAAUUUUAUUGUAUUAAUUACAAAUUUAAUAAAAAUAACUUGAUUUUUUUUUUUUACAAAUUGAUAACUAGUAUAAAUUUAAGGGACAUAAUUAGGUAAUCACUUAUACAAUCUCAGGAUGUUGAUAAUCAUGUUUGUGAAUUCUGUGUGAUAUUGUCUAUUGGAAUUUUAACUUUGUCGGGAUUUUGACCUUGUUGGGAUUGUAACUGUGGGAAUUUUGACUCUGUCGAGAUUUUGAACACCUCCCGUAAUAUUUAUUAUUUGUAUUAUUUUAUUUGAGAUAUCUAGACUAACCAAUGCAGGCCAUAAUUUAUCCUUAUUGUUAGCUUGUUUAAAAAUCAACAAAAAUCAUGUUGAGUUCACUAUUAUAUUCACAGUAGUUUUAUGUAAUUUUAUAUUUAUUGAAUAUAUGAUAUGUAGUUGAUUUCCCUCAUAUGAAUCCACUUUGGUAUUCCCCAAUAAUAUCUGUUUUGUAUUUUUCUAGAAUCUUAUAGAACCUUGUAGGUUGUGUCUAAAAGAGGUAUUUCAUAAUAGUUUUCAAAAUUGACAGAUCUUCCUUCUUGAAGAUAGGUUAGAUGUUUGCCAUCUUUCAAUAUAUUGGUAUUUUUUUCUCUGGUCCUUACAUUAUUUUUUAGCUUUGUAUAUUUCAAUUGUUAAUUGUUUUGCCUGUCAGUUUUAUUAAAUCCAAAUUUAUUCUGUAAUUUCUGAAGGUUUAUUAGAGAAUUUAUUAUCAUUUAAACUUCAUCUAAUAUAGGUUCUAUGGGUUCUAUCUCUUUUGUAUGAUUUAUUAUUUUUUCAAAGGGCAUACAAAUAUCCUGCAUGCUCUUUAACAUUUUCUUAAUAAAUUCCUGGAAAUACAUUUAUAAUAAAUAUGUGAAUAUAUUUAUGAAAAUAAUACUCAUGAAGUAUUGUACAUUUUAUAAAACCAAAAGAGAUUAUUUGUCAAUCAAUAAAAGAUAUUUGCCCAUUUAAGUGUAUCUGAGGAAUAAUUAAUAUUAUAAAAUAAAAUAUAUUUAUAAUUAAACUAAAAAUAAAUUUAAUCAAAUUGAAAUUUACUUGGUUUAUCCAAAAUUAUAUAUGGUUUAUUCAAAAGAAUUGGUAUAUAUAAAAUCAAAAUUAAUGUGAUCAAAUUAUUAAAAAAGUAUUAUUCUCAAGGAAAGUGUUGAUUGUAUUAUAAUGUCUAAUAAUACUUUCGCUAAAAAUUAAAGGUAAACAGUUUAUCUAUAUGUUUUAUAGACACAUCAAAUUAAUAUUAAAAAUAAAACUAAAUAUAAGUUAGGUAACAUAUAUAUUUGUAAAAUUUUACAAAUAAUAUAUAUAUACUGAACAAUUAAUCAUAUUAUCAUUAUCUUAAAGAUAGAAUAUUAUUGAGAACAAAACUGAUUUUCUGUAACACAAAUUUAAGACUUUCAAUUUUAUUUUAAAAGUUUAAUUCUUUGUGUUUUAAAUUUACAUAAUUAAUACAAGAAUUCACGAAAGUAUCUGUAAAACAUUAGAUACAAAUACUUGAAAUCACUUCUAACUUCAUUAUUUUUGGUUUAAGAUUAUUUUGUUAUGUAUUUGAGAAUUGAGUUCUUUUGGCUCUUCAGUGUACAUUCUGUAUUUUUGAAAUUUAAUACCCGGUGAUUUUGUGUUGAAUUUGUUAGAUUCCUAAUUACUUUAGUGCAAUAACAGUCAAAAGGGAAUACAGAUUGAUGAUUCACAAUAAAGUAAACAAAAUACUAUGCUUUUUAUUUUUCUUAACUAAAUGAUUCACAGAUAUAUAUGCAUAAGUUCAGUGUAUUUCUUGACAACUGAAUGUUCGUCAUUAACAGUAACGCUGGUUAUAACCUUGCGAAAAUUUGCCAGUUUAUUAUUUAGUAUAUUGUACUUUAGAAAUCCAUUCACCUUGUAUCAUUGGAUUGGGACCCUUUUAGUGUUUGUUGGUACGGUCAUAUUCACUGAAAUACCGCAGAAAGUACUACAAAUGACGGCGCCGACAAAGCAGAAAUUAACCGCGAAGAAAACCAAUUAA